UUUUUUAUUUUUGUUAUCUUUAUUAAAACAUUUCGUUCUAAAUAACUUAUAUUUAACUAUAAUGUCAUCUGAGAUUUUCUCUCAACUCAAUCUCCACCUUGUUCCCACUGACAGAUUUCCUCCAGUCAUCCAUUUAAACGGCUCAGAGCCUCUAAUCCUCACGGCUGACCACUGAGGAUAUGGCUACAGGCAGGUGGCGAGAUGGAUGUGACCCCCGUGACCUCUCCUCUGAGCUGCUGCAUGUGGGUAUGAAGAAGAGACAGGCUGCAGCCAGUGCCUUGAAAGUUACCACUUGUGUCCAAGCUGAGGAGUUGAUGGUUGGAUUUCCAUCGUGGUGAUAAACUGUUGACAUGGAUGCAACGAAGAAAGAUGCCCCCCCAGGGGGCGAUGGAGGCAAGUCAGACACCCUGGGCUCGACUGGCUCCUCCAGAAAAAGAGGAGGGGGGGCCAAGAAAGCGAUGCAGGCCAACAAGUCUGCCCUCAGGGCCCCCCGAGCUCUGUGCUGCCUCACCCUCAGCAACCCGAUUCGCAUGGCAGCCCUGGCACUGGUGGAGUGGAAGCCCUUUGAUAUUUUCAUUCUGCUCGCCAUUUUUGCCAACUGUGUGGCCAUGGGUGUGACCAAGCCAUAUCCAGAUGAUGACUCCAAUCCUACUAAUCACCAACUGGAACAAGUCGAAUACGUCUUCCUCGUCAUCUUCACCAUCGAGACCUUCACUAAAAUUCUUGCCUACGGAUUAGUCAUGCACCCCAGCGCCUACAUACGCAGCGGGUGGAACUUGCUGGAUUUCGUCAUCGUCAUCGUUGGGUUGUUCAGUGUCAUAGCAGAAGCCAUGACGGAUCACAAGCCUGGAGAAGCUCAUCACGCUGCAGGGAAACCUGGAGGCCUGGACGUCAAAGCCCUCAGAGCCUUCAGGGUGCUGCGGCCACUUCGACUCGUGUCUGGAGUCCCAAGUUUACAGAUUGUGUUGAACUCCAUCAUGAAAGCCAUGGUUCCUCUUCUGCACAUCGGAAUGUUGGUCAUGUUUGUCAUCAUCAUCUACGCUAUCAUCGGCCUGGAGCUCUUCAUCGGCAGGAUGCACAAAACCUGCUACUACACCAGCACAGGUCUUAUGGUGGAGGACGACCCGUCACCUUGUGCUUUCGCCGGGUCUGGACGCUUUUGUGUUGACAAUGGAACUGAGUGCAGGGGCAAGUGGGAGGGGCCAAACGGCGGCAUCACCAACUUCGACAACGUCUUCUUUGCCAUCCUGACUGUGUUCCAGUGCAUCACUAUGGAGGGUUGGACAGACGUGCUCUACUGGAUGAACGACGCCAUUGGUUUUGAGAUUCCCUGGAUUUACUUUGUGUCUCUGGUCAUCUUUGGGUCGUUCUUCAUCAUCAAUCUGGUACUGGGUGUGUUGAGCGGAGAGUUCUCCAAAGAGAGAGAGAAGGCCGUGGCCCGAGGUGAGCUGCAGAAGGCCCAGGAGAGCAAACAGAUGGAGGAGGACAUGGUCGGCUACAUGGACUGGCUCAUAGAGGCCGAGGAUGUGGACGAGGAAGGAAAUAAACGCGCCGCGAUCGCAAAGAAGAAAAUGAUGAAGAAGUUCGGCUGGUACAAACACAGCGAGGACGGUGGAGAGUCGGACUCAGAUGACGAUAUAGCCUACCUCGACGACGACAACGGCUGCUGCGCUUCUCUAAUGGCAAAGAUGAUGGCAAAUAGCUUCUGUGACCAGCUGUGUCAGCUGAAUCACACCUUCAGGAAGAACUGCCGUGUGGCCGUGAAGACCACAAACUUCUACUGGCUGGUGCUCCUGCUGGUGUUCCUCAACACGGUGGCCAGUGCCUCGGAGCAUUACGGCCAGCCCAAGUGGCUCACGGAGAUGCAAGAGAGAGCCAACAAGAUCCUGCUGCUGCUGUUCACUCUGGAGAUGCUGAUGAAAAUGUACGCCUUCGGUCUGCAGAUCUACUUCAUGGCUCUCUUCAACCGCUUCGACUGCUUCGUGGUGUGCGGCGGCAUCCUGGAGACUCUCCUGGUGGAGUUCGAUACCAUCCCACCCAUCGGCAUCUCCGUGCUGCGUUGCAUCCGACUGCUGAGGAUAUUUAAGAUGACUCGACACUGGGCUGCUCUGUCUGACCUGGUCAACUCACUGCUCAACUCCAUGAAGGCCAUCUGCUCCCUUCUUCUCCUGCUCUUCCUCUUCCUCAUCAUCUUUGCUCUGCUGGGAAUGCAGCUGUUUGGAGGGAAAUUCAACUUUGACGAGAUGCAGAUGAAGAGAAGCACCUUUGAUUCCUUCCCUCAGGCUCUUCUCACCUGUUUCCAGAUUCUGACCGGUGAGGACUGGAACGCCGUGAUGUACGACGGCAUCAUGGCCUACGGCGGUCCCAUCUUCCCCAACAUGGUGGUGUGCAUUUACUUCGUCAUCCUCUUCGUCUGCGGCAACUACAUCCUGCUCAACGUCUUCCUGGCUAUCGCCGUGGACAACCUGGCAGGAGGAGGAGGGAAGAAGAAUGUGGAAGAGAAAAAGGAAGAAGAGGAAGAGUGGGAUGAAGAUAACGAGAAGGAGGAUGAAGAUGCAGGGAACGAAGAAGACGACUGGCAGGAGAACGAGGAGCUGAGGGCAAUCGAGGGACUGGAGGGUGAGAGCGAUGGGAUUCACCGUGACGACGGACGGCACCGGUCAACAUUUUCCGUUUGCAGUUUGCGAGUCGCCUGCCACAACCUCAUCCAUCACCACUACUUCACCAACUUCAUCCUCAUCUUCAUCAUCUUCAGCAGUAUUUCAUUGGCCGCCGAGGAUCCAAUCAAAUCCCACUCCUUCAGAAACAUCGUGCUGGGUUAUGCUGAUUACGUGUUCACGUCCGUCUUCACGGUGGAGAUCGUUCUGAAGAUGACGGUUUAUGGAGCGUUUCUCCACACCGGCUCCUUCUGCAGAAACGCCUUCAACCUCCUGGACCUGCUGGUGGUCAGCGUGUCUCUGACCUCCUUCUUCCUGCAUUCAAGUGCGAUCUCUGUGGUGAAGAUUCUCCGUGUGCUGCGUGUGCUCAGGCCUCUCCGAGCCAUCAACAGAGCCAAAGGACUGAAGAACGUGGUCCAGUGUGUGUUUGUGGCGAUCCGCACCAUCGGUAACAUCCUGAUCGUCACGACUCUCCUCCAGUUCAUGUUCGCCUGUAUUGGAGUGCAGCUCUUCAAGGGCAGAUUCUACAGCUGCACAGAUGAAGCCAAACACACCCCCGACGAGUGCAAGGGGACGUUUGUCGUCUACAAAGACGGCGACAUGAACCACCCGAUGGUCAGAGAGAGAAUCUGGCAAAACAGUGACUUCAACUUUGACAACGUGCUGAACGGCAUGUUGGCUCUGUUCACCGUGUCAACGUUUGAGGGUUGGCCACAGCUCCUCUACCGUGCCGUCGACGCCAAUGCCAUAAACCGCGGCCCCAUUUACAACUACAGGGUGGAGAUCUCCAUCUUCUUCAUCAUCUACAUCAUCAUCAUCGCCUUCUUCAUGAUGAACAUUUUCGUGGGUUUUGUCAUCAUCACGUUUCGAGAACAGGGAGAGGCCGAGUUCAAGAACUGUGAGCUGAACAAAAAUCAGCGCCAGUGUGUGUACUACGCUCUGAAAGCCCAACCUAUAAAAAUUUACAUCCCCAAAAACCCAUCGCAGCUCAAGUUCUGGAGAAUAAUCAACUCCAGUCAGUUUGAAUACAUCAUGUUUGUGCUGAUCCUGGGGAACACGCUGACUCUGGCCAUCCAGCAUUACGAACAGUCCAAACUCUUCACCUCCGUCAUGGACAUCCUCAACAUGAUCUUCACCGUGGUCUUCACCAUCGAGAUGAUCAUUAAACUCUUGGCUCUGCGCGCUCACCAUUACUUUAUUGAUCCAUGGAAUUCCUUUGAUGCACUGAUUGUGGUGGGGAGCGUUCUGGACAUAGCAGUGUCAGAGUUCAGUGGAGGAGGCCACGGUCACGGUGAGGGCAAAGGUGAAAGUGGAAAAGUGUCAAUUACCUUCUUCCGAUUGUUCCGAGUCUUGAGGUUGGUCAAACUGCUCAGUAAAGGAGAGGGCAUCCGAACGCUCCUCUGGACUUUUGUCAAGUCCCUGCAGGCUCUGCCUUACGUCGGUCUGCUCAUCGCCAUGAUCUUUUUCAUCUACGCCGUGAUUGGUAUGCAGACAUUUGGGAAAGUCGCUGUUGACGACAACACGGAGAUCAACAGGAACUGUAACUUCCAGACUUUCUUCAUGGCUGUUCUGGUGCUCUUCAGAUGUGCCACCGGAGAACAGUGGCAGGAGAUCAUGUUGGCGGCUCUGCCCGGCAGACGCUGUGACCCGGAGGCAGACAUCGAACCGGGAGAAGAGUUCACCUGUGGCAGCAACUUGUCCUACGUCUACUUCAUCAGCUUCUUCAUGCUCUGUGCUUACCUGGUGAGUUCAGCCGCGACCGGACUGAUCUGGUUUGUGUUAGUCACCACUCGGUACAGUACAGUACACCGCACGGUGGAGCCCCUCAGUGACAUGCCUCCUCCUCCUCCUCCACCUCCUCCACCUGCACCUGUAGAGAUUCCAGGAGGUGGAGACCUUGUACGUGAAGAACCGACUGUGGCACCAACCAGGACUGAGCAGGUUCAUGUCAGUGAAGGAGAGGCUGUGAACCUGGCUUCAGUUGACAGCUACCCGUACCCAGACGCUGUCUCACCCGUGCCGUCAGACACCGGCUACAACGGACAGAGCUUUGACGCAGCCAGCAGCUUCGGGGAAAUACCUUACGACAGCAACGAUUCCAACGGCUUCAUGAGCAACGGUUACAGUAGCACCAACAUGUACGGAGGCAGCCUCGCCGCCAGCCCCACCCCCAACUCCACCGACGGCUACGGCCUGAACGGCUACUCUGGCUACGACAAAAACGGCAGCGUCGUCAGCACCAACGGGAACGAGAGCGUGGUGAGCGACUACAACGGAAGUGGAGUCAGCGUGAGGAGCUUCGGAUACAACGGAAGCGAACACGGUGGAUCGCAGUUUGUCAGGAGGCGGCUCCUUCCUGCCAUACCUCAAGAUCGUAAGCCUGUUUUUAACCUCCAGUGUCUGAGGCCUCAGAGCAGUGUGGAUGAUCUCCCUGUUCCAGGGAACUAUUGUGGAAACACAUCUCCGUCCAGAGCCCGUCUGCAGGCCCAGCACAGUCUGGACUCCCGGCCCAGCAGCGUCUCCUCCAUGUCGUCCGCCUCCUGGGCCAACACGGCAGCAGCUGGCACCACUCCUGUUCCGGGAGUGAUCGCCCCCUCAGGGCGCAGGGGGAAGCUCAUCUACACGCCCAUGAUCCUGGUGGACGAGGCCACGGGCAGCAGCCAGCCGCUGUGGAGCGACGGCUCUGCCAGUCUCCCGGCAGGAAGUCGUCCCGCCUGGUACCCCGGCCAGACGAGGACCUUCACCAGCAUGAGGGUGCCGCCGGCCCACAUGGGCUUCAUGAACAAAGGCAGUGCAGACAGUCUGGUCGAAUCAAUCUUGAUCUCCGAGGGUCUCGGCAUCUACGCCAGAGACCCCAAAUUUGUGAACUUUGCCAAGAAAGAGAUCGCCGAAGCCUGCCACAUGAGCCUGGACGAAAUCGAGAACGCCGCCUCCGACUUGAUAGCGCGCGGCGCCGCCCGCUCCAUGUCACGUUUUGAGGAGGAGCUGGCUGAUGAAAUGAACUGUGUCAUUUCCUACUGACGUCAACCACAGACAGAACAUGUGUGAGAGAGAGUGCAUUACAGCUGAGAAGAAAGAAAAAAAAAAAGCCUUUUUUUGUGGUGGGUCGUGUCGUGUUCUGUGGAGACGAGUGACGAGAUUUGACACAAAUGGAAAUCUGUUUUUUUUUUUCCUGCCUCUAGGACGUGAUAUGACAUGUUUGCAAAUGCCAAAUAACACAUUGAUUUACUGUGGUCUACGGUGAUCUAAUGUAAGGGUUCUCAACCCCUGGUCCGGGUGCCGGUUCGGAGGUCAUUUGGUACUGGACCGCAGCGGGAAACGGAAUAAAGUCUAAAAGAUGUUUUAUUUUUAAAAUGGAAUGAUCCUUUAACGAUCAGGAAAGGAAAGAAUCUGCUGAAGAUGUCGGCGAAUGACAGACAUAUAUAUAUAUUUAAAUAUAUAUAUUUAUAUGUACAUAUAGAGACAUAUA
Messenger RNA from Cynoglossus semilaevis (tongue sole), 6126 nucleotides. It is a transcript of the gene cacna1fa, whose product is annotated as calcium channel, voltage-dependent, L type, alpha 1F subunit a. Gene Ontology annotation, molecular function: high voltage-gated calcium channel activity. Gene Ontology annotation, biological process: calcium ion import across plasma membrane. Gene Ontology annotation, cellular component: membrane; voltage-gated calcium channel complex. The transcript is spliced from 41 exons. Lineage: Eukaryota; Metazoa; Chordata; Actinopteri; Pleuronectiformes; Cynoglossidae. The record is from RefSeq and is a predicted model, not a curated record. Bases 351 to 5678 code for a protein of 1775 amino acids.